Molecule: messenger RNA, 801 nt
Organism: Daldinia caldariorum
Lineage: Eukaryota; Fungi; Ascomycota; Sordariomycetes; Xylariales; Hypoxylaceae
Product: CSE2-domain-containing protein
Exons: 3
Coding region: 134-550 (138 amino acids)
Biological process (GO): regulation of transcription by RNA polymerase II
Cellular component (GO): mediator complex
Molecular function (GO): transcription coregulator activity
Source: RefSeq, a predicted model, not a curated record
GUAAGCCCCACCAACUUAUCCCUGUAGGUGAAUGUACGUAGGUACCUUUGCCGAUUUAAUGAAUGCGAUUUCCUCUCUGAGCUUCUGAACCGCGACUCAACAAGCUACAUCAAGCUUAUACAGGCAUGUCAAGAUGGGGGAUAGACUCACCCAAUUGCAAGAUGCUGUUGACCAGCUAGCGCAGCAAUUCGUGGCAUGCGUCCACUACAUCAACCGACAUCACAACCUCGAGAUCAUGAAUCCUACUGAUCAAAUUAGAGAUGUGAAGCAAGAGCCAGGUCAAGAAGAGGUGGACCCUCACCCGGAGGACCUCUUCAAAUCGGCGCAGGUAGAGCUCGCCCAGGACCUCAUCACGAAGGAGCAGCAGAUCGAGCUCCUCAUAUCCUUACUCCCCGGCCUCGACAACAGCGAGCAGGACCAAGAGCGCAAUAUCAAGGAGCUGGAGGAAGAGCUCAAGGUGGCCGAGGCGCAACGGCAGGAGGCGAUCAAGGAGAAGGAAGAUACCAUGGCGAAGCUAGACGCCGUCAUUCGCAGCAUCAGACGUCCGUGAAAACACACACAAACACACACACACUUGCGAAGCAGUGAAAGUGGUAGAUAUAUUUGAUACCCCCCCAGGUGAGGAAAGGCGUUAGGUGUGGAAUUUCGCUAUGAACUAUUGGUAGUCUCUCUAUCGGCAAAAGCCAAAAAAAGAGCAAGUCUCCGGACUACCUAGAAUAUAAAUAACUAUGACUUUGCGUAAAGUUGAACUCUAUCAUCCCUCUUCUGGUAAUAUACCCAAAAACGCCUCGGUCCAUGUUA